GGCCGUAUGUGGUGUUGGGAGGAACUGAGCGCUGCUAAAGCAGAGCCUCUGGCUUCAGUUACCCGUCGCUGGCUGAAACGGUGGAGCGCCUCCUAGGCGGUGGGUGCAGCGAGGGUGCCCGCGCCUCAGGGGCCGUGAGUGAGGAGCGCGAGACCUCGGCGACGCAGCUUCUAGCAACCACUUAUUUAUCUUGUGUCUCUGGAUUUGCCUACGAACAGAAUCAUGUAAUCUGAUCUCCAUGUUUUACUUCUUUUACCUAACAUACUGUGUCCAAGGUUUCUCCACGAUAGAACAUGAGAGUCAUUGAAGUUGAUCCCUUUUUCAUGUUUAUUGGCCACCUCUUAACUUGGAGAAAUACCAAAAUCUUUGCCCAUUUGGAUAUGGUUUGUUCAAUUCAAAAUAUGAAUGUAAAAUAGUCAAGUAAGCUAUUACAAAUACGUAUUGCUAAAAAUGUUAGUUUUUAUAAAUGUUCUCAUUUUUAUAAAUGUUCUGAAUGAAAAUGUCAUCAUUUUUUUCUAUUACAGCUAGUUCAGAUUGCAAAGGUAAUUGAUAAGAUCAGGCAAGCAUGAGUAGUUAAGAAAAAGUUGAGUUAAGAGCAGUAAGUAUGACUCGCCCUGCUAUAUAUUUUAAUCUUUUAAAACUAAAAUUACAUGGUAUCAAUACAGGAAUACAUUGGCCAAUGGAAGAGAAUAGAAAACAUAGAAACACACCAAAUUAUACAUGGCAAUUAGCAUUUUAAUGAAGGGAGCAGUCUAAUGGUAGUGGGAAAAAUAAAAAAAAUUAAAAUAUGUAUUUAAUUUAUUUAUUAAUUUACAAGGGUGUGUGUGUGUCUGUGUGUAAGCUUCAAGUAUGGAGGUAAAAAUAUGAACUGCCUCACAAACUUUCAUAUCAUUUCUACAUAAGGGCCAUCCUGAUCUCCGUGUCACUCUAGUUUUAACACAUGUGCUGCUGAAGUAAGCACAUGGAAUUUUGAAUAUGCGGUGUUUGUGGUACUGGGAUAAUCAACUUGGCAAAGAUAUGUUUGGACACAUUUUUCAUACCAUAUGCCAGGGUGUGCAUACAAAAAAUUAACAUACCAAUUAAAAUAACAUGAAAAAAGGGUAAAUUAUUUAUGACCUAGACAUGGAGAAACUAUUAUGAUUUAAUCUAGCUGUAAAAAUGAAAAUCAUAGAUAUAAGUACAUAUGUAGGUAUAUAGUUAAUAUGUUUAUAUAUCCAAAGUGCUUCAGAAUCUGACACUUCAGUGUUAAUAUAAUGCUAUAAGUAGAAAUUUUCAUACCAUAGAACUUUGUUUCCUGUCCAAAAUUACUUUUGGAUAUAUAAGGUGUAUAUGAAAAAAAUUAUACUUAGAUCUGGUUUCUUUCCUAUGCAUCUCAUUAUUUUUGUGUAAAUAUUGCAAGAUCCAAAAUCUGAGACACUUCUGAUCUCAAGCAUUUUAGACAAUAGUUACUUAAUUUGCAUAUAUGUAUGUAGUAUUUUUGUAUAUAGAGAUAUAUAUGCAUAUUUGGUGUUUGUUGCAGAGGAUCAAAUCUUGGACUUUGCACAUUCUAGGUUGAUAUCAAAAUUGGAAAUUUUCUAGUUAUUAGAAAUCGAAAGUAUGGCAGCAGAAUUUAUAAAGAGUUGUUGUAGAGGAUGUUUCUAUGGUGAAACGGAAAAGCACAAGUUUUCUGUGGAAAAAGAGUUUAAAGCAUCAGCCUCAAAUAGCCAAAACACCAUCGGUAUAACUCAAUUGACUUCUGUUUUAGCAAAGCCCCAAGUUGGCUGUAAUGAGGAUUACUUGCUUUCCAAAUUACCAUGUGAUGGUAAAGAAGUACAAUUUGUGGUGCCCAGGUUUAAAUUAUCUUAUAUUCAGCCUAGGACACAAGGAACUCCUUCACAUCUGGAUGAACUGGAAGGAUCUGCCAGAGCAUCUUUUGGAGAUCAAAAGACAGAACUUUGUAGUUCAUUCUACCAUGGAUCCAUCUAUGAUGUGUAUAAUCCAUGCUAUAUGUAUCAACACUUUUCACCUGAUUUAAGUAGGCGCUUUCUUCCUCAUUGUGAAACGAAAACGUUAUAUGGAUCUGUUUGUGAUUUAAGGACCAGUAAACUUCCUGGUUCUCCUGGGCUAAGCAAAUCUAUGCUAGAUCUUACAACUUCAUCUCAGCGAUUCAUCCAGAGACAUGACUCAUUUUCCAGUGUGCCUAGUAGUUCUUCUUCAAGAAAAAAUUCUCAGGGCAGUAACAGAAGCCUGGAUACAAUUACCCUGUCAGGAGAUGAACGAGACUUGGGGAGAUUGAAUGUGAAAUUGUUUUAUAAUUCUUCAGCAGAGCAGAUUUGGAUCACAAUUUUGCAGUGCAGAGAUAUAAGUUGGCCCUCUAGUUAUGGAGAUACUCCUACAAUUUCUAUAAAAGGAAUUUUAACAUUAUCCAAACCAAUACAUUUCAAAUCUUCAGCCAAAGAAGGUUCCAAUGCUAUUGACUUUAUGGAAACGUUUGUAUUUGCUAUCAAACUACAAAAUCUACAAGCUGUGAGACUUGCAUUUAAGAUUCAAACUCAAACUCCCAAGAAGAAAACCAUUGGAGAAUGUUCUCUUUCACUCAGAACUCUUAGUACCCAGGAAAUGGAUUACUCAUUGGAAAUAAUACCACCUUCAAAAUUUUCUGUUUGCCAAGCAGAACUUGAACUGGGGACUUGUUUUCAAGCAGUAAAUAGCAGGAUUCAGCUGCAAAUCCUCGAGGCACAAUACCUUCCAAGUUCAUCAACACCUCUGGCUUUGAGUUUUUUUGUGAAGGUAGGGAUGUUUAGCUCAGGAGAGCUGAUUUAUAAGAAGAAGACACGCUUACUGAAGGCCUCCAGUGGAAGAGUAAAAUGGGGAGAAACUAUGAUUUUUCCACUCAUACAGACUGAAAAAGAAAUUGUUUUCCUUAUUAAACUUUACAGUCGGAGCUCUGUAAGAAGAAAACAUUUUGUAGGCCAGCUCUGGAUAAGUGAAGACAGUAAUAACGUUGAAGCAGUGAACCAAUGGAAAGAGACAGUUACAAAUCCAGAAAAGGUUGUUAUCAAGUGGCACAAGUUAAAUCCAUCUUGAAAACUUCGGACAUUAAUUUAGUGAAGAGACAGCUUGAUGAUCUUUUAGAAGAAACAAAUUUCUAAAACUUGCAAUGAGUUUUACCAGGUAUACAAAGUGAAUGAAAUGUUUUAAAAUGGUGCCAAAAUAUGAUAAAAUAAAAGGGUAAUAGUAGUAGGUCAAUGUAAUGGAUUAUAAAAUCUAUAAAAAUAUGAAUCAUAGAUAGAUAUUUCUAUAUUUGUUUUGCUUUUGUUUUUAAGAUACUCAAAUCACAUCAGUCUAGACAUCAGUCUUUUUAAAAGUACUAUUAGAUAUUUACAAGACUUUACUACUUUUCCAGUGCUAGACAUGAUUAAUUAGAUUUGGUUACACUGUUUAUAUCUUUAUAUGUAUUCUUCUCACAUCAAAAAUGAAUAGAAACAUCCCAUUAAUUUUUUCCUAUAUUUGAGGAAAAUUGAUAGCCUUACUUCUUUUUAUCUGUAAACUAUUGCAUGGUCAUUUUAUAAGCUGCUUAUUUCCUGGAGAAUUAGAGAAUUAUCUAGAUUUUUUAAAGAGUAAACAAAGCUUGGAGCUAGCAGGAUUGCCUGGUGCGUAAAGGAGCUUGUCAGCACACUGACAAUUUGAGUUCCAUCCCUGUAAUGCAACAUGAUGGAAGGAAAGAACCAAUUUGUCCAUAUUGUUCACUGUCAUUAACAUGUAUGCCAUCACACACACAAAAUAAAUAAAUAAAUAACUUAAAAGAGAUUAAAUAAAGGUAAACUGAAGAUCAAAAUAUA
Messenger RNA from Rattus norvegicus (Norway rat), 3821 nucleotides. The record is from RefSeq and is a predicted model, not a curated record. Lineage: Eukaryota; Metazoa; Chordata; Mammalia; Rodentia; Muridae.